This is a messenger RNA of Oldenlandia corymbosa var. corymbosa, 1065 nucleotides long. The record is from the annotation of a GenBank genome assembly. Lineage: Eukaryota; Viridiplantae; Streptophyta; Magnoliopsida; Gentianales; Rubiaceae.
AUGUCAUCGAGAAACGCCAGUUCCAGAUUAUAUGGUGCUUCCGACCCCUUUAAUGUUGUGAACUCAGAUGAAGACAUGUCCACGGAGAAAACAAUGGUGGAGAAGAUGAGGAAAAAGAAGAAAAGAGGAGCAAAGGACUCCAAGAAAGGACCGAAUGUUAAGAAGUCCAAGACUAAUACUACUGCUGCAAAGCAAACUGAAGCAUGGAAAGAGGGAGGGGCGACCAUUCCACCUGUUGUCGAGGAGCCUAGGGUGCCACCAGUCAUCGAGGAGGAGGUCCUUCAGCCGCAGUAUACACCUUCAGUGCGCCGCCCACCAUUGAGUGCCCGAUAUUGGAAGAGUUUGCUGCCAAAGACUGAGGCAGACAGAUUAAGGCUGAUGAGCACAGUUAUGAUGAACUGUGUGAAGAGGUCCAGGGACCUAAGGCCCAACUUGGAGAAUUGCAAAAGAAACUCCAAGAAUUGUGACCUACUCAUUUCCAAGGAAGAUCUUAACAAAUGGUGUGCUUCAUUCUGGUGGAGAUUGUUAUCCUCAGGCGGGAUGGCCACUGCUGGUCCCGGUGAGGAGUUGGAGGUGCCUGAAGUCUUUGAUGAAUAUUUGGUAUUGAUCUCGAGGAAGAUGAUGAUGAUGCCUCAGAGGAGGGAGACACAGGCAAUUCUAGAUCAAGUUCCCUCGAACGCGGAUGGUGCUGUUGGAGCUAACGAGAAGGAACCCCCUGUCGAGGGGACGUUUGAGAACCAUCCAGAGAUUGCGGCGACCGUGAGGGGAUGGAAGCAAGCUGGUGAUGGUGCAGUAGCAAGGUGGAAGCAGGCUGGGGAUGUUAAUGGUGGUGUGCGUGGAAGUGGACUUGGCCUGCUGCUUGCUUGCAAACUGAAGAUGAUGAUGGUGCACGAGAAUAGCUGGGAAGGAGGUGCUUCGGUUGGCUGGUUUACUGCGGCAAGGAGGAGAAUAGGAAGCAAGGUGGUGAUGAUGAUGGUGUGCGUAAGGUUGCUGCGGCAAGGAGGACUUGGCUGCUGGCUGCUUCGGUUGGGGUUGCAUGGCCAGGAAGAUGGACUUGCGUGGUGA